Anguilla rostrata (American eel) is the source of this 856-nucleotide messenger RNA. RefSeq names its product UPF0729 protein C18orf32 homolog (gene c21h18orf32). The coding region runs from base 181 to 435 and encodes 84 amino acids. Gene Ontology annotation, biological process: positive regulation of canonical NF-kappaB signal transduction. The record is from RefSeq and is a predicted model, not a curated record. NCBI's taxonomy places the organism in Eukaryota, Metazoa, Chordata, Actinopteri, Anguilliformes, Anguillidae. The transcript has 3 exons.
UUUGCGAUGUUGUAUUAGAUGAGUAAAACAACGUAUCCCAGCUUCCUGGGCAGACCGGAAAAAGUGUCAAUCCACCUUUCAUUCCAGUCGUGCUUUCGAGAAGAAUAGUUGCUGUGGUCGAGGGCUAAUUACAUCAUAGACUGAUUAAAAUCGGCUUGAACCUUGAAUUGGGCUCCAGCCAUGGUUUGCAUUCCCUGCAUUGUGAUUCCUGUACUGCUCUGGGUUUAUAAGAGAUUUCUUGAACCCAUCAUCUACCCCUUCAUCUCGCCAAUCAUAAGCCGAUUCUGGACAAAAAAAGCAGUACAGGAGAGUGGGACAGGUGAUGCGACAGCUAGUGAGAAGUGCAAUGGGACAUGCAAGACUGAAUGCAACGGGAAUGUUAAUAGUCCUACCACCAAUGGACCAACUACAGUUUCAGAUAAAAAGACGGACUAAGAUUGCAAGGGUUCGCUGAAAGAAAUGGAGAUAUUCCACUUUGUGAUUACCUGGAUUAUUUACUGUGAUUUCAAAUAUUUUUAAAAACAUAAAUGGAGCAAAACAGGAGCUGGGGUAGGCCAUAUAGACACAUUCAUCUAAAUAUUUGACAUAGCUACAUUUGUUACAUGUUUUAGAACAUAUCACUUUUAAAUUGUAUUGUAUUCAAUAAAAAGAUUUAAUAUAUUGUUGAUCUUCUGCCUUAGGGACUUUCCUGCAUUAUGUUUUCUGUCUUCAUUAGUAAAAUUCCAUAAUCUAACUUGUAAUAUAUAUUUAAUUACUGUUUAUGUAAUACAUCUCUAUUACAGUGCAAAUAUUAAUAUUCUGAAUGUAUUUUAUUUCAACUUAAUAUGUAGAAUAAAUAUGUCAAUGUAAAUUCGUA